This is a messenger RNA of Trichoderma gamsii, 2259 nucleotides long. RefSeq lists its product as hypothetical. The transcript has 2 exons. Lineage: Eukaryota; Fungi; Ascomycota; Sordariomycetes; Hypocreales; Hypocreaceae. Gene Ontology annotation, cellular component: cell surface; extracellular region. The record is from RefSeq and is a predicted model, not a curated record. Gene Ontology annotation, molecular function: beta-glucosidase activity. Gene Ontology annotation, biological process: glucan catabolic process. Bases 1 to 2259 code for a protein of 752 amino acids.
AUGAGCGACACUGACAUACCACGUGCGCAUCGCAGUCGCAACCGCAGCGCACGCGGCGAAUCGUCCAGAAGAGACCGACCGCGGAAAAAAGAGUCGCGCACAAGGAGAGGGGCGAGCAGCGCUGAUGAAGGAAGAGCCGACAGACGCAGCAGAUCGCAGUCGCUCUCGGCGAAUGCGCUGGCGCAACUAAACCAGGACAAUGUGAGACAACAAAAACAUGCCGACCGAGAGCGGAGAAAACGGGACCGAGAGCGCGGGGAAGGGCAUGAUGAGAGAGCCCGAGAGCGCUUGGAGAGACAGCAGCGGCGGGAGCGAGAGCGGCGGCGAGAAAGAGAGGCUGAAAGAGACCGGGACAGGGAACGGGAGAUGGAAUGGGAACGAGAAAGACAACGGGAACGGGAACGAGAGCAGCGGCGGACAAGAGGAAGAGACAGGUCGCCGAGCCCAGAUCCAGAGACCGAGCCCGUGAUAAUACCAAAGAAAUACCAGAAACCCGGCCGGCAAAAGAAAAAGUCCAGAGUUGUAAGCGGAGCGGUAAUGGAGGAGGGGAGGUCAAAAGGAUGGGGAUUUGGCUUUGGAGGUUGGGGAAACCAUUCUCGAGACGGAAGUUAUGACAGCCUAAGAAAGGAGGAGUUAUACAGCCAACCAGAGAAGAAGAAAAAGACGACAUGGUCCAAGAGAAAGAAGUGGAUCGUCGGCGGCAUCUGUGCCGUUAUUCUUCUGAUCAUCAUCAUUGUGGCAGCGGUUGUCGGCUCAAAGCACAAGUCUGGAAGUAGCAGCGACUCGUCCGGUCCUAAAGCAAGCAACAGCGACGUACCGGCCAAAUGGAUAAACACCUAUCUAGACCCUACUACUUGGGCGAGCACAGAGGACUUCAACACUACAUUUACGGAUGUCAUGGUUGGAGAUCUUCCCAUCAUGGGCCUCAACUCAGACUGGGAUGAUUCUGCACAGGCAAACGACAAGGUGCCCGCUCUGAACAAGCCGUGGGGAAACUACUCAAAGACUCCCGCCAGGGGUGUGAAUUUGGGAGGAUGGCUAUCCAUUGAGCCUUUCAUCACACCGUCCCUCUUCAACUACCCUUUAAGCGCUGGGGUGGUUGACGAGUGGACGCUCUGCAUUCAUCUUGGAUCCCAGGCUGCGAGCACAAUAGAAAACCACUACAACACGUUUGUCACUGAGAGCACGUUCCAAGACAUUGCCAAUGCUGGCUUGGACCACGUCCGGAUUCCGUUUUCUUAUUGGGCCGUCAAGGUCUAUGAUGGCGACCAGUACAUCUACCGAACCUCGUGGCGAUAUCUUCUACGCGGUAUCGAAUGGGCCAGAAAGUAUGGUCUCCGGGUCAAUCUGGACAUGCAUGGCUUGCCCGGGAGCCAAAACGGAUGGAACCACAGCGGCAGGCAGGGCGCGAUCGGCUGGCUCAAUGGCACGAACGGCGACCUAAACGCACAGCGGUCGCUUGAUAUCCACAACAGCCUCUCCCAGUUCUUCGCUCAAGACAGAUAUAAGAACAUCAUCACGCACUAUGGCCUGGCCAACGAGCCGCGCAUGACCUUUCUCAAGGCUAGUACCGUUGUCAACUGGACGGAGACAGCCUACAAAAUGGUCCGCAAGAACGGUUACAACGGGCUGGUCAUCUUUGGUGACGGCUUCAUGGGUCUCGACAACUGGCAAGGGAAGAUGCAGGGCUACGAUGGCCUGGUCCUCGAUGUCCACCAAUACGUGAUCUUCAACCAGAACCAGAUCGACUUUACGCACCAGAAGAAGGUCCAGUACGCAUGCCAGGGAUGGACGCAGCAAGCCGAGCAGAGCCAGGACACGAGCACAGGCUACGGGCCUACGCAGUUUGCCGAAUGGUCGCAGGCAGACACGGACUGCGCGCAGUAUGUCACAAACGUUGGGCAGGGCAACCGCUGGGAGGGCACGCUCAACACCGGCAACGCAAGCACGGCGAUUCUGACGCCAGACUGUCCGACCAAGGACAGCAAGUGCUCGUGCGACCAGGCCAACGCAGACCCGAGCAAAUGGAGCUCCGAGUAUAAGCAGUUUCUUACGAUGUUUGCGGAGGCGCAAAUGUACAGCUUCGAGAAGGGGCUGGGCUGGUGGUACUGGACGUGGCAGACGGAGACAUCGCCGCAGUGGAGCUACAAGGCCGGAAUGCAGGCCGGCGUGCUGCCGCAGAAGGCGUGGGAUAGGAGCUUUAAUUGUGAUACGGAUGUGCCUGAUUUUUCAAAGAGCGGGUUGCCAGAGUAUUAUUGA